AUGAGCGGGAACGACAUGAUGGCGCACUCUCUGACUCUGGAGCAGAAGACGGCAUUCGCCUUUGUGGGGAUGCUGCUGGUGUUCCUGGGGCUGCUGAUAGUGAGGUGUUUCAGGAUCUUGCUAGACCCCUACAGCAGUAUGCCCUCCUCCAACUGGGCCGACGGCAUCGAGGGGCUGGAGAAAGGGACGUUUGAGUACGCCCUGACUUAACACAGGGACAACACAUCUAUAGAUGUCCUAUAAAACAGCAAUGCCUAGAUAUACAUGGACACGAAAACACCGACACACAUGAUCCACAGCCUUGCACCUGCCAUUGACACGCCAUUUAGACAUCUCUGUGACUUUCUAACCCACGAGACAAAAGCUGUGUAUGUUGUUAAAUGUGUGUGUGCUGUUAGAUCAGAGCCUCUCUACUGUGCGCGUACAUGUCUGUCGUUGUGUGUCCGAGCGAGUGUGCAGCAGAUGCUGUGUCAUAUUUUUUUCUCUCUUAAUCUGCCAGGGAGUGUGCAAUUUAGCUGAAGCUCCCUUUAACCCAAACCUUCAAGUUGAAUGUCUGUAGAGGCCGUUAAAGGAGGAUGUUGGUCGGACAUGUUAGGAAAUCAUUCAGAUGUAGUUUGAAGACUCAGGGACAAGAUUCCUUCUGUGAGUGGGAAACGGAGCAGUUGCACCUCUGCAAAGCCCAGCUGUUCUGCACAAGAAUGUACGUGGUUGGAUACAGGGUAUUAUGUCAAACUAGUGCAUUUGUGGACUUAUCAAAUCCAGUCUGUUGAUGGUCCAAAGGAUGCUGCUGCUGCUGCUGCUGCCGCUGCUGUGUUUGUGUACAGACUAGUCCUCUCCGUGCAUGGGAAGGCAACUGGGCAAACUGUGAUUUACAUUAUGAUGUUACUGUUUCUAAUGAUGCAAAAACAUCUCUCAGAGUUUGUAUUGCUACUGAUGGUGUUCUGUUUGUUGCCACGAUUAUAUGUCUGAGCUAAAGAAAAAACACGACUGUUUACUUCUGACAGUAUGUCUGUAGAGAUACACGCUAAUAAUCGAUUUGUGGACUGUCUGUGAAGUGCUCUGUCCGGAGGUUGGCUUUUGUGAUCGAGCCAAAGAACUUUGAAGGAAACAAUGAUUCAAAAACUAGGAAGGACACUCUCUCUCAGCGCUGCUAGUUUUUCUAAUGACAAGGAUAAACUCUCACUACCUGUCUGCAGAGGAAAAGGUCACAUGGAAAACAGGGGUGGGAUGUCUGUCAGCACUUCACAUGGACAUCUUUUUCCUCCUUCUCUCAGCCAUCCUCACUCUUCCUGACCUGCUCUCUUCCUCCCAGACAGAGGAGGACAGGACAAACCAAGAUUCUGGAAAAAAAACAAACAAAUGAACGAACUGCAGACUGGUCAAACUGUUUCUUUGCUAAUUCUUACGGUCUACGGUUUCUCCUUAGUGCUGUGAAUCUGCCUUACUGUGACCUUCAAUGGGUUUAUGUGCCUUCAUCUAGAUACAUUAGAGCACCUGGUUGUUUGAAUGUGUGUGUAAGCGAACGAGUAAGUGUGUGGCAUAUCAUGAUGAAAGAUAGUUCAUCUCCUGACCUGUUGCUUACCCAGCUGGUGGUAGAGACCUCUCAUUGAUUUAGAUUUGAUUCAAUGAUGUGAAAUAAUAAAAUUUCUUCACUUUAAGACACUGCUGGUAAAAUCUUUGCUUUUCUGGGACUCUUUUUAGAAGUCGAAGAUUAUGCCAGGUAAAAAAGAUAUGUCUCUACCUUCACUUUUGCAGUCAGCAGUAUACUCUGGUGGAAUUUAUUGUGCACAGGGCAUUGCAGAUCAAAAAUUUCAAGCUUUAUGUUGUCUCUACACCCAGACACAGGCAGUUGUUAUCAAAAAGUGCUGCUGCUGCUAAAGGAAAAAGAAGCAAAGAAUUAAAUGCACAUACAGGAAUUCACACUGUUUCCUAUAUGUGUGUGGGCAACCUAUAUAAAGAGAAUGGAGCUUAUAUGGCAGCAAUAAGGAUGCACACAGCCUUUUUAUAG
This is a messenger RNA of Xyrichtys novacula (pearly razorfish), 2008 nucleotides long. The record is from the annotation of a GenBank genome assembly. NCBI's taxonomy places the organism in Eukaryota, Metazoa, Chordata, Actinopteri, Labriformes, Labridae.